UUUAUCAAAGGCGGGUAAGCUUACUUCUCUGCGGCCAAGUAAUAAAUGCAAGCGUACAAACUAGUUUAUCCCUCACUCUCUCUCUCUCUCUCUCUCUCUCUCUCUCUCUCUCUCUGUUUGAAUUUUCCAGUGUAUUCUUGGGUUUUGAUCCCCAAAACUCUCUCUCUCUCUAUCUCUCUCUCCUUUAGAGCUUUCAUUUUCUUGCGUUUCCAAGAAACACACCACAGAUUGGUUUCUGGAUCGGUGUUUAUUUCGGAGACUCGCUGGUCUGUCUAUGUGGUCUUUUGAUGGAUUAUAAAGGAAAAAAGCAGACUUUGAAUUUGAGAAGCAGAUAUAGAUGCUAAAGAAUUUAAUGGAAGAUAAGCAAUUGGAUUUUAAUCAGCCAUUUCUAUCAGUGAGACGAUUCUCGUCAACGGUGGUCUCAUCUGAAGCUGAUGAAAGAAAGAAAGCUGAUAAAUCAAUACCCAAGUUACCUCCUCUUCCAGUUUACAAGUCAGAGUUGAAAUCAGGUCCGGUAAGGCACCCAGGAGCUGUUCCUUUUCUAUGGGAGCAAACCCCAGGAAGACCCAAGGAUGAGAGCAAUUCACAAACUAAGGCUCCAGAACAGCGUCUUCUUGCCCCCAGGCUUCCACCUGGAAGGGUUUCAAAUGUUAAACAGCAAGCUUCAGAUAAAGGUUCUAAAGGUACAGCAGCUACUCGGUCCCAUAAUGGAAAUUUCCUUUCCAGUUCCCAGGAUGUAUCAAACUUGGAUGAGAAAAAUGCAACACUCUAUGAAAGCUCUAAAGAGGGAACACAGGAUAAGGGUAGUUCUGGAUCAGACGACGGUGAUGAGGCCUAUUUAGAUGCACUUGAUACACUUUCUAGGUCUGAAUCAUCCUAUAUGAACUGCAGUGUAAGUGGUGUAAGUGGAUUGGAUGGUCCAAAUGUCAAACCGUCCGGAAUCUUCUCAACAGAUCCGCAGACUCAGGAUUUCAUGAUGGGUCGAUUCUUGCCAGCAGCAAAAGCAAUGGCAUCAGAAACACCUCAAUAUGGUACUAGGAGACAACUGGUUGCAAGGGAGCAGUCCAGACAGGUUAAGACUGUACCGAGUGAGGAGAAAAGGCAUCCUCUUAAUCAGUAUAGGCCAAAUGCCUUUCCCCGUUAUGCUCAAGAGAUAUAUGAGGAAGGAAGUGAGUAUGGAGCUGAUGAUUACGAUGGAUCGGAAAAUAUUUCAGCUACAGUUUGUGGGUUAUUUCCUCGAUUUUGCCUGAAGAAUUCCUUUUGCCUUCUGAAUCCAGUACCCGGGAUGAAAAUGCAGGCACAGUUGCCUGUUUCUUCAGUCUAUAGAAUGCAAACUAAAUCCUCAUGUGCUGGUUCUCGUGGUGAAACAGAAAAAAAGUGUGCUGGAGAGCCUGUACGUGAGCAAAGAUCAAUGAAUAGGCAACAAGCAGUUAUUGAAUUCCAAUGUAAUUCCAAACAUAUUGUGGAAAAAAAUGAUUGUCAGAAACUAGAUGGAUCAUCUCUGUAUAGACGUUUGCAGGGUAAUGGCUUAUUAUCUUGCCAGAAUGGAUAUUCACAACCUAGCAUUCCUGAAGAAAAAGGUAUUCUGGUUAUACCAGAAAAUGCAAAGAAUCACAGAGCGAAUGGCUUUGAUAUGCACAGAAAAGGCCCAAAGAAUUUUCGAGAAUUGUUGACCAUUGAAAACACUGAAUGGGAAUUGCAGUCAGGAAGUCCUGUGGUUGAGAAGACUGUCUAUGUAGAUUCUGUGCAUAUAGAAAAAUCUCCGAACUUAAAUUCAAGUUCUUUGGAUAUGAAGGGUUUUACUGAUUUCUGUGGGAAUGAUUUGGAUAUUCCUGGAAAAGGUAGUGACAUGAAAGAGAACAUUUCAAUAGAUUCUUCAGUUCAAGAUAUUCAACACUUGAUUGUUGUGAAUGAAAAGGCAAUUAUAGAGCCUAAAAGUUUGGAGUCCUUUGAUUCCUGUUCCAUGUCCUUCUCUGACAGAUCCACUCGUGAUAUAGAGAUAGGCAUGAAAAAUUGUUCCAGACACCAUGAAGAUCUUAUUCAGGAUUAUAUUGCAUUGAAGAACUCAAAAGUGGCUGACCAAGAAAAUUUUGAUCCAGAAAGGAAACAGUUUGGGAAGUUAGGUGGUCAAGAAAGUUCUUGUGUCUUGCCUGAGGAUUCUUUAUCUUUGGUGUUCUUAAAAGCUGCCGAUGAUAAGGAAACUGAUACAGAAAGCAAAAAGGCCAUGGAAUUGGGUGAUCAAGAAGGUCUUUAUGCUCUUCGAAAGGAUCCAAUUCCAUUGGAAAGCUCAAGAAUGACAGUUGAUGAGAAGAUUAUGAACUCAAAAAGCCCAGAGCCUAAGAAAUCGUAUAUUGAGGAAAGUUCUCAUGCUCUUGUUCAAAGUUCCAUAACAAAACUGGCCAGCGACAAGAAGAUUGAUUUAGAAAAUGAGCGGAAUGUGAAAUUAAGUAAUCAAGGAAAUGCUCAUGGGAGCCUUUUGCACAAGCCUCUUGCACUGCCUCUACCAAAAUCUCCAUCAGAAUCAUGGCUAAAGCGUACUUUGCCCACCAUUUCUUUAAGGAAUACAACUUAUUCUUCACGGUCUUCACUUGCUGCACGUGGCAGUCAGGUUUCCAAGGCAUCCAAUCUUGACCCCAAGUGGGAGACAAUAGUUAAAACUUCUAAUGUACACCAUGGCCAUUUGCGUUUCUCUGAGGAACUUCUGACUCCUAUACCUGAAGCUUAGAAAUGCGGAAGCCUUUCUGCAGUCUCCCAAGCAUUUGCCUCGAUGAGAAUGGGGCCCUUCUUUCAUGGAUUUAAUGGCGCCAAGAUAUGCCUUUUUUUUUUUUUUUGGCCCCCCCACAAGAAAUUAUAUUCUCCUCCAUGUUGUCGGUUGAAUUCUUUUACCAGAACCUAGUAUAUAAUGAUACCUGUAAAUCAAACCGCCCUUUUCUUAAUUACCCAAAAAAAAAAAACAAAAAACAAAUGUCCUUUUCUCAUUUUGUAAAUUUCAUAAAUUUUUUUGAGCUUCAAAGUCUGUUCUUGUAAAGUGGAACUUAUGUAAACGAGAACUAUAGUGUAUUUCUUUCAUAUCUAAUAAAAGGAAUAAAAUGCUACUUUAUAA
Molecule: messenger RNA, 3103 nt
Organism: Ziziphus jujuba (common jujube)
Lineage: Eukaryota; Viridiplantae; Streptophyta; Magnoliopsida; Rosales; Rhamnaceae
Exons: 5
Coding region: 338-2725 (795 amino acids)
Source: RefSeq, a predicted model, not a curated record